Molecule: messenger RNA, 1427 nt
Organism: Etheostoma cragini (Arkansas darter)
Lineage: Eukaryota; Metazoa; Chordata; Actinopteri; Perciformes; Percidae
Gene: cxcr3.1
Product: chemokine (C-X-C motif) receptor 3, tandem duplicate 1
Exons: 3
Coding region: 113-1225 (370 amino acids)
Biological process (GO): immune response; inflammatory response; G protein-coupled receptor signaling pathway
Cellular component (GO): membrane
Molecular function (GO): C-X-C chemokine receptor activity
Source: RefSeq, a predicted model, not a curated record
CAUAGAAGUUGUCGUUAGGGACACUGGAUCACUAGAACUAAUUUCUGCUAGCCUUGUGAACCUGCUCACUGAGGAGACUACAAUAUCAAAGGAUUACAAUUUGAGUUUACAGAUGGAUGAAUUGAAAUGGAACGGGAACCUUGAUGACCUUUAUGAAUUAGAUGCAAACUACUCUGAUAAAAACUACAGUUGUUGUAAGGGGGGUGAUGUGUGCGACCUAGAAGAGGGCAUGCAUUUUGAGGCGAUGUUCAUCCCAGUUCUGUACUCUGUGGCAUUUGUUGUGGGUGUCCUGGGGAACGGAGUGCUGCUGGGAGUUCUGCUUCAGAGCAGGAGGACCUGGAGUGUGACAGACACCUUCAUUCUCCAUCUGGGUGUGGCAGAUGUCCUGCUGCUGGUGACACUACCCCUCUGGGCUGCACAGUCCGCUCAACAUACAGGAUGGACCUUUGGAACCCCUCUCUGUAAGAUCACUGGAGCUGUUUUUACGAUCAACUUCUACUGUGGGAUCUUUCUGCUGGCCUGCAUCAGUCUGGACCGGUACCUGUCUAUUGUCCAUGCCACCCAAAUGUAUUCCCGCAGAAAGCCCUGGGUCGUUCAGGUCAGCUGCUUGGUAGUGUGGCUCUUCUCCCUGUUCCUUUCAAUCCCAGACUGGAUCUUUCUGGAUGCAGUGAAGGAUGACAGACGACAAAAAACAGAGUGCAUUCCCAACUACUUUGCCUUCAACUCUGAGUCAGUACAUGACUGGAGGCUGGCGUCACGCCUGCUCUACCACACGGUGGGUUUCCUGCUGCCUUCAGCUGUCUUGAUCUUCUGCUACUCCUGCAUCCUGCGGCGGCUGCGGUGUGGCUCCCAGGGCCUCCAAAAGCAGAAAGCUUUUAAGGUCAUUGUGGCUGUGGUGGUGGUUUUCUUUCUCUGCUGGACACCAUACAACAUUACACUCAUGAUGGACACUCUUCAUUCCAACAACACCAGCGGGGACUGCGGAGUCAGAACAAUUCUGGAGAAAGCCAAGAUAGUCACCUCCUCCAUCGGUUACCUCCACUGCAGCCUCAAUCCCAUCCUGUAUGCCUUUGUGGGUGUGAAGUUCCGGCGUCAGCUCCUGGACAUCCUGAGGUCUCUGGGCUGUAAGCUUAAGACAACGGCUAAAGUGCAAUCUGUUGGUACCAGCAGGAGAAGCUCCAUUUGGUCUGAGUCUGCUGAUACCUCCAACUCCAUUGCUAUCUGAGACACAAACAUAUUAACAACCACAAGUACAAGCUUACAAACUUACUUAAACUGACAGAAAGACAGAGACAUGAGCAGCUAGGGGUAAAAUGUGAUUCUGUAAACAUGUUUUGUUAUUUUAAAAGGUGCUCUAAACGAUGUUGGGUGACGUUACUUGUUGUUGAAGUUAGUACAAUUUUCAAACAAAACAAGACGAGCUUGCC